UUCCCAGACCUCGAAAGACUAUUCCCCUCAACCCUCCAAAAGAAGAGGACUGUUGAAACUUGGAUGCCAUGGCAUACGUCCACACGCCACCGUACCAGUCGAGAUCAAGACGGCAAUAAUAGACAAGAACAAGGUGCGUGGCAGUGCACUCGACGAUAUUAAUGGAGCUGCUUUGCACGGGCGGCAGAGAGCCGUAGACAGAGCAGUGACGGUCGUCGUACACAGAUCACGAUGCUGCUCCCACACUCUUCGUCAGCCUCUGCAACUGCUACCACUCGUGGGCUAGCACUAGCAGCAGCAGCACCGCCGCCGCGUCCGACCGCUCGCCCCCGGCGCGCACGCCUCCUGCCUCCACGCGCGCGGGCCGAGACGCAUGCGACGGGCGUUGGCGCCGACCGCGCGGCCGAGGCGCUUCUCCAGAGCGGGCUGCGCCGUGAGUCGCUGCCGCGGCACGUCGCGGUGGUGAUGGACGGGAACUCGCGGUGGGCGCGCGAGCGGGGGCUGACGCCCGCGGACGGCCACAAGGCCGGGGGCCGCAACCUGGAGCGGGUCGUUGCGCUGUCGCGCGCCUGGGGCAUCCGCGCGCUCACCGCCUUCGUCUGCUCCCGCGAGAACUUGAGCCGCCCCAAGGCCGAGGUCGACUACAUGAUGGGCUUGUCCGAGUGGCUGAUAGGCGACAACAUCGACAAGCUCUCGAGGCAGGGGAUCCGACUGCAGGUGAUCGGCGACGCCGCGAAGAUGCCAGCCUCUCUGCGGAGCGCAGCGGCGCAGGCCGACGAGGCCACGAGGCAAAACUCGCAGCUGCACGUGAUGCUGGCCAUCUGCUACAGCGGGCGAUGGGACAUGGUCCAGGCGUGCCGGGAGCUGGCCCGGGAGGCGCAGGCGAACCGGCUCAGUCCGGACGACAUCGACGAGUCGAUCAUCGCCGGCAAGCUCGCGACGAGCGCCGCCGGCGAGUUCUCCUGUCCCGACCUGGUCAUCAGAACCAGCGGCGAGAUGAGGCUCAGCAACUUCUUGCUAUGGCAGUCGGCGUACUCGGAGUUGUUCUUCACCGCCAAGAUGUGGCCUGACUUUGGGGAGGCUGAGUACCUGGAAGCGUUGCGCUCCUUCCAGGGCAGAGACCGCCGCUUCGGCCAAUCAAAAUUACUCUAAGGCCUCGUUUGGUUUAAGAGUCCCUCUAUUUUAGUUUUAUUUAGUUCCUAAAUUGUCAAACAGUAGGAUUAAAACAGAGACUAAACUGAUUUAGUCUCUAGUCUCUCAAGAUAUGGUUAAAAAGACUAAAUCAUAUUAAUUCUACAUUUGCCCUUCAUUUAGUUCAAUUGUACUAAUAGCAGGAGAAUAUUAAAGGCUAUUUUAGUCUUCUUAUGAGUCAUUUAGUAUAUUUUUACUAAUUUUAGUCCUUAGAAACAAACAUGUUAGAGACUAAAUUUUAGUCCCCUAACUAAACUUUAGUCCCUAGACUAAAGAAACCAAACAUGGUCUAACUUGAUGGAGUGUUACACCUGCAUCUCCAGCGUCAGCACCCAAAAGACCGUCCCGACUCGCGUGCAAGGGCGUCCAAUCGUCGGAUCCACAACAGCGACUAUGUCCUGUAACCGUGGCCCAUGAGCCGAUAUGGAGUAGCGUGUGUGUUUGCAGCCAGUUGUCACGACGCACAAAAGCGCGCCACUAGCUUCUGUAAGGAUGAAUCAUCCAGAGAAUUGCAAACAGAACUAUUCCCCCCGUAUCUCAUCUUCUUCCUCUCCAAGCAUUCUCUUCUUCCUUCCUUCCUCCCCAAUCUAUCGUGUUAACAAGUGGUAUCAGAGGGGUCUGAUCCUCGUCACUGUUCCACUCUGGAUCCCACAACCUCCCACCCCUACGACACUCGUCUUCGUCGCCAGCGCGCCGCCAUGAACGUCGACUUCCAGCACCUGCUCGACGAAAUGUCCAAGCGCUUCGACGGCUACGAUGCGAAGCUGACGCAGCGCCUCUCCGACUACGGCGUCAAGCUGCAGCAGCGAAUGCUAGAUCGCAAUCUGGAACUGGAGCGUCGUAUGGCGGAUCUCGACACACGGAUGGACGACAAGUUGGCUUCGCUCUCCACGGCCAACGAGACGCGCUUGUCGCAGCUCGAGUCGGUGGCCAUCUCCUUCGACGGUUGGCAUCCCUGCAUGGAGGGUUCCGUCGACGACAUCCGUCUUCACGUCUCCAAGUUGACCAAUCUCUACGAACGGUCGGCAGUGGAGCACCCUACCGUCAUGACUGGUGUGCUUGUUCCGGCUCCCUCUCCGGCCGUGCGCCCAUCUGCUGCUGCCUCCACGGACGCUCAACCUGACAGGCACCGCCUGAAUCCAUCAAUCCGGGAUGAUGGUUGCGGAGUUGUCACAAUUCUUGAUCAUCACCCGGCAAAGGCUAUUUCAUCAGCUACUCCAAAGUGGUUUGCCGAGGUGAUUGCUGGAUACGAUCAGGAUACCCAUGCAACAAACCUACGAGCUCAAUUGGCUGUUGAUCCCACAUUGGUGCCCACUUUCGCAUUGGUGGAGGGAUUACUGCGCUACAAGUCCAAAGUUUGGAUUUUCCAUAAUGUGCCACUACAACAGAAAACUGCUAUCAGCUUGUUACGCCAGUGCAUUAGGUGGCCAUUCUAGAUUCCCGGUAACAUAUAUGAGGAUGAAGAAGCUGUUUGCUUGGACCGACAUGUGUGUUGCGGUGAAGCAAUUUGUGCAAACAUGUCUGGUAUGCCAGCAAGCUAAACCGGACAGAACCCGUUUACCAGGUCUGCUACAGCCGUUACCAAUGCCCUCAUCAGCUUGGCAGAUUAUUUCGGUGGACUUUGUGGAAGGCUUGCCGACCUCUUCUUCAUACAACUGCAUCUUGGUUGUUAUUGAUUUUUUCACAAAGUAUGGUCACUUCAUUCCUCUUCGCCAUCCGUUCACUGCUACCAGCAUUGCCAAGUUAUUCUUGCUGCAUGUGUAUCGUCUCCAUGGGAUGCCUUCCUCAAUUGUUUCUGAUUGGGACAGAAUAUUCACCAGUUCGCUUUGGAAGGAACUGUUUCGUCUUGCCGAAGUUUAGUUACAAAUGUCAUCAUCUUAUCACCCACAAUCCGACGAACAAAAAGAGCGACUGAACCAGACUGUAAUACCCAAACUUGUAAACUAUAUCAAAGGAAAUAAUUCG
Zea mays is the source of this 3156-nucleotide messenger RNA. Its product is annotated as undecaprenyl pyrophosphate synthetase. Gene Ontology annotation, molecular function: ditrans,polycis-polyprenyl diphosphate synthase [(2E,6E)-farnesyl diphosphate specific] activity. The record is from RefSeq and is a predicted model, not a curated record. The transcript is spliced from 4 exons. The coding region runs from base 232 to 1152 and encodes 306 amino acids. NCBI's taxonomy places the organism in Eukaryota, Viridiplantae, Streptophyta, Magnoliopsida, Poales, Poaceae. Gene Ontology annotation, biological process: polyprenol biosynthetic process.